AGCAGAGACGCGCAUGGAGCGGCCGGAGAGCAACGGGACCUGCUCGGGCUGCCGGCUGGAGAGGGGUUCGUCCGCACGGGCUGCCACCGGGCUGGCGGCCGUGCUCAUCUUCACCAUCGUGGUGGACGUGCUGGGCAACGCGCUGGUCAUCCUGUCGGUGCUGAGGAACAAGCGGCUCCGCAACGCCGGCAACAUCUUUGUUGUCAGUUUGUCAGUUGCAGACCUUGUAGUUGCAGUUUAUCCAUACCCUCUGAUCCUGAGUGCCAUUUUCCACAAUGGAUGGACCAUGGGAAAUGUCCACUGCCAGAUAAGCGGGUUCCUGAUGGGCUUAAGUGUCAUUGGGUCCAUUUUCAACAUCACAGCGAUCGCCAUCAACCGCUACUGCUACAUCUGUCACAGCCUUCGGUAUGAUAAGCUCUUCAACCUGAAGAACACCUUCUGCUAUCUCUGCUUGACCUGGAUACUCACAGUGGUGGCAAUUGUGCCAAACUUCUUUGUUGGCUCUUUGCAGUAUGACCCCCGGAUUUACUCCUGCACCUUUGCACAGACAGUGAGUACAUCCUACACCAUCGCAGUGGUGGUGGUUCACUUCAUCAUCCCACUGUCCAUCGUGACAUUUUGCUACUUGCGGAUCUGGAUCUUGGUGAUUCAAGUCAAACACCGGGUGAGACAAGAUUGCAAACAGAAGCUCAGAGCAGCUGACAUCCGGAACUUCUUGACUAUGUUUGUAGUUUUUGUCCUCUUUGCUGUGUGCUGGGGACCAUUAAAUUUUAUUGGCCUUGCUGUUUCAAUUAAUCCUUCACAUGUGCAGCCACAGAUUCCAGAAUGGCUUUUUGUCCUGAGCUAUUUUAUGGCCUAUUUUAACAGCUGCCUUAAUGCUGUGAUCUAUGGGCUUCUUAACCAGCAUUUCCGGAGGGAAUACAAGAGGAUACUGCUGACACUCUGGACUCCCAGGUUUCUAUUCAUUGAUGUGUCCAAGGGUGCGACAGAAAGGAUGAAAAGCAAGCCAUCUCCAGCUGUAACAAACAACAACCAAGCUGAAAUGCAUUUAUGAGUCAGAACAGUACUAUUUAUUCUGGAUUACAGUUGUAUAUAUAAUAUAGAAGAGCCUUUCUAUGUGUGCAUUUCACAGCUGGUGUUGCUGGGCCCCUCAUGCAAGGAAGGAGUCUGCUUCUCAUAAGAGGAAGGGGUCUGCUACCUUUCAUGUUUAGCUUAUUGCUGCGACAUCAAGACUUUGAAUAGUUUUCAGAAUGGAAAUGACUGAUCUUUAUUUAUUUUUUCAUAUACCAUCUUUCACCAUGUGCCUAUUUAAUAGGUUUGGUUGCUUUUGCCACAAGCAUUCAGUAUGC
Molecule: messenger RNA, 1349 nt
Organism: Melopsittacus undulatus (budgerigar)
Lineage: Eukaryota; Metazoa; Chordata; Aves; Psittaciformes; Psittaculidae
Gene: GPR50
Product: G protein-coupled receptor 50
Exons: 2
Coding region: 14-1054 (346 amino acids)
Biological process (GO): G protein-coupled receptor signaling pathway
Cellular component (GO): plasma membrane
Molecular function (GO): melatonin receptor activity
Source: RefSeq, a predicted model, not a curated record